AUGCAGAGACUGAGGGCUCCCGGGACGGGGGCAGUCGGGGCGACAGCGGCGGGAUGCGAGCGGCCCCCCUGCGGGUGGCGGGCGCUGCUGGUGCCUCAGCAGAACCGUCAAUCGCUGUACAUGUACGGAAGCGAGGUGGCCGUGGAAAAGGAGUGCAUACGGCAGAUGCAGAGCGGGGUAUUUGUCAUACAUCCCUUCAGCCUCAUGAGGAGCUACUACAUCAUGGGCAUGAUGGCCAUCACCUUCCUCAAUCUAAUUGGGAUCCCCAUGGAGAUCGCCUUCCUCGAUGGCAACAGCGGGCUGGCCUGGGAAGGCUUUAACGUCUUCUCAGACACGCUCUUCCUCAUAGAUGUGGCGCUCAACUUCCGCAUGGGCAUCAUCAGCGAGGACGGAGAGGAAGCAAUCCUAGACAUCAAGCAGAUCCGAGUGUGCUACCUGAGGACAUGGUUCAUCCCUGACGUCAUCGCCGCCUUCCCUAUAGGAUACAUCCUGCUCUUUGCCGAUUUACACUACCACAGUGACGACAACCCCUCCAAGACCACCAAGAUGAUGAGGAUCCUCAUGUUUGUGCGCAUCCUCAGCCUCAUACGACUGGCACGGGUGUCCAGGCUGGUCCGCUUCUUCAACGAGGUGGAGAAAGUAUCAAAUGCUAACUUGGAGGUGGUUCGCCUGUUUUUCCGCAUCCUGUCCCUAUUCAUGAUGAUCUUCCUGCUGUGCCACUGGAAUGGUUGCAUCCAGUACUUUGUACCCAUGCUUGAAGAAUUCCCCACAGACUGCUGGGUCCGCAAGGAGAACCUGAUGAAUGCCACAGUCAUCGUGAAGUACUCUUGGGGGGUCUUCCGGGCUCUCUCGCAGAUGAUUGCGCUGUCUUACGGAUCCAUGGAUGCGCCAACCAAUUACGUGGAGAUGUGGAUCGUGAUGGUAAGCAUGGUGUCCGGGUGUUUGAUGUACACGGUGCUGGUGGCCAAUGCCACUGCCAUGAUUGCCAACAUCGACCCUGCAGCCAAGGAGUACAAGAGCAAGAUGAGCCGCUUGGAGCACUACAUGACAUUCAUGAAGCUCCCACCAGAGUUGCAGUUGCGUAUAACCAACUACUACCAGGCACGCUAUGGAGGGAAAUGGUUCGACGAGAAGGAGGUCAUGCACACGGUGUCAUCUGCCUUGAAGGAGCAAAUCCUGACAGUGAUGUGCAGCCGCCUCCUCAGGAAGAUGCCGCUGUUCCAGAACAAGGAUGAGAACGUGAUCAUUAGCAUAGUGCAGAGGCUAGACUACGAGGUGUACCAGGAGGGUGACGUCAUCAUUCAUGAGAAUGCUCCGGGGGACCGAAUGUUUUUCAUAGAUCACGGCCAGGUGCUGGAGGAGAACCCCACCUUCCACAGGGAGCUUUGCGACGGAGAUUUUUUUGGAGAGGCAUGCGUGCUGACCAGAGGCAAACAUCUGGCGACGGUGAAGGCUCUGACCGACUGCCAGUGUUUCAGUCUGUCCUGGGACGAAUUUCAGGAGGUGCUGCAAGCCUACCCGGACGUGCGCAAGGACUUGGACAAGAUGGUGGAGCUGGAUGCAGGAUUUGCGUGA
Molecule: messenger RNA, 1575 nt
Organism: Syngnathoides biaculeatus (alligator pipefish)
Lineage: Eukaryota; Metazoa; Chordata; Actinopteri; Syngnathiformes; Syngnathidae
Gene: hcn5
Product: hyperpolarization activated cyclic nucleotide-gated potassium channel 5
Exons: 10
Coding region: 1-1575 (524 amino acids)
Biological process (GO): transmembrane transport; monoatomic ion transport
Cellular component (GO): membrane
Molecular function (GO): monoatomic ion channel activity
Source: RefSeq, a predicted model, not a curated record